This is a messenger RNA of Coffea arabica (coffee), 622 nucleotides long. Its product is annotated as IRK-interacting protein-like. NCBI's taxonomy places the organism in Eukaryota, Viridiplantae, Streptophyta, Magnoliopsida, Gentianales, Rubiaceae. The record is from RefSeq and is a predicted model, not a curated record.
ACGAAAAUUCAUCCAUAAAGAAAAUGAUAGACAACGAUAAGAUAAUGAAGCAUCCCAAAAAAAUGAAAAAUAAAUCUAUCCACCGGUCCGUCCAUCCCACAAAACUUUUCUCGUGCUACUACUGCUACAUUUAUGAUUUAUCUUCUCUAGCUGGUGAAAAGCCAAGCAUAUGAAAGAAACCAUGAAUAAUCCUAUGGCCACUUCUUCCUCCUCGAGACCAUCUAUUUCUCCUCACCACCCUCCUCAGUUCACUCCUAUUGAAGAAGGGAACGAAGAUGAGGAGUUGUCGCGAAGCAGUUUCAGAGCGACGACCCCUAGUGAUUCAACUGACCCGAGACACCACAGCCUGACGCCAUUGCAUCAAAAUUCUUCAGAAAAGAGAAGCAAAGAAAAGAGCACCAGAAAAAAGUUGGAGAAUGGUGAAGUUGCCGGGGAAGACGACCGUGGGAUCUCAUGCAAUAAGUGUAGGCCGGGUACCCGGGAGAAGAUAUCCGUCGUCCCUGUGGACAACAAUGGAGUUAAUAGACAAUCUUUAACCAGCCCAAAUGGUAUUUUCAGAGAAGUGUACCUCAACCAAAAACCUAUUGAGAUCUUCCUUGAUACUCCCUCCGUCUCACUUUGA